This is a messenger RNA of Sardina pilchardus (European sardine), 1617 nucleotides long. Its product is annotated as E3 ubiquitin-protein ligase ARIH2-like. The coding region runs from base 198 to 677 and encodes 159 amino acids. The transcript has 3 exons. Lineage: Eukaryota; Metazoa; Chordata; Actinopteri; Clupeiformes; Clupeidae. The record is from RefSeq and is a predicted model, not a curated record.
CAUUUUCGUUGCAUUUAAAUUUGUAUCAAUGUCUCGUGGACUUUGACGUAAAUCAAGUCGGCUGAUAAAGAAAUGCCAGAAAGGAAGUAAAAACACCUUGGAGUAUACUCCGCUGGUUACACUGAGAGAACCAGUAAGCCUACAAACUCGAAGUUAAACGAGGACAACUGUCCCAAAGAAUAAAGAACAAUGACGAUAUGGGAGCAGGUAAGAGCACACCAAAAGAGGAUCAGAAUGUUGCGACAACCCAGCCAAAUAAAAGAGAAGUUAGGCCCACAGAAGGGAACAGACUGGCAGGCCAGUCCAGUGGCUCAGUGUACCAACUGCCCCACCUCUGUGCCACCUGCCUCUCUCCCUGGCAAGGUCCUCCUGGGGUGCUGGGCCGCUGUGCCAAUAAGAGGUGUGCAGUGGUGGGAACCCUCCUCACCUGUGGACUGGUCACCGACCCAACAAGCAAAGUAAAGGGCUGUCCAGAGUUCCGUGCUUGUCCCAAAUGCUGCAGUCUACUCAUGCACAGCUGUGGCUGCAAGUAUGUCAUCUGUUCCCAGUGCAGCCAUACAUUCUGCUACAUCUGCCUGAGUGACAGUGAAGAGUGCAGGAAGGACAAGGACUUGUAUUGGUCACUUACCUGCUCCAAGCCAACAGCUGGACGACAGUGGUUCACAGGGCCGUUUUAAGCCGUUCUGUGGCCCUGGAAUGUCUCGAGAGGAGGCCCCUAUACUGUGCAGUGCACGGACACAAAUCUUUACUUGAGUCUUGAAAAUUGAAUCUUUGCCGUUCAUUACAUUACGGUAUUCAUGCUGUUUAUUAAACUCACAACAGCAAGUAUAUUGACACUGAUAAUUGCACUAAAUUAAGUUUAUUUAGCUUAAAAUAUUUUUUAUUUAGGUUUUAUUAGGGACCAUGUACAAUUUCAAACAUAAAUGUUGCCAUUUCAUGUUUUGUACCAGAGUUAGCCUAGGGCUAAUUUACAUCUGCAGUCCCUUCAUACAUUUUGUGUUGCUUUAUAUGAUUAAGACAGGACUUUUAAUGUGAUCCUGAUACUGACCUAUUGGGGUGCUUUAUUUUGAUAUUUGGGGAGUGGGGGAAUUAGAAACCGAAAGGAGAUUGGAGCGAAAUCCUUGUAAUCUUGGUUUAAAUGUUCACAUAAACCUGGACUAAUUUUAAUCCUGUUACUCAAUUGCUUUAAACUCAGAUUUAAAUUUCAGGUAAGGAUUAAUUUUAAACCUGCUGAGAUGGCCUAAAUGUCUGAAAUGGCUGCAUUCCAAAAAUACAAAAUCCAGGAAAAUAAGGGACAUGUCUCAACCUAUUUUAUAGGUGCAACCCACCAGCAAAGGUUAGAGAAUACACCUGAGAAUACUGUGCUGAUGUGUUAAACUUCAUCUGUGUUUGAGAUCCCUAAUCCCCAUCAGUGAAAGUCCCUUGUUCAGUGGGUUCAGUAGUCUCUUACAGUUUAAAUGAAGUAGAUUUUUGAAACAAUUGUGUGUUUGCAUCUGUAGGAGUUGAGGACUUCUUGCCUUGUUAAGACCAGACCGCUACAUUUGACUUGCGACUUCCAGGGGCAUAACUAGCAGUGAAAUUAAACUUUUAAAUGGGUACAUUUAAAUUCCUAUCAAA